Molecule: messenger RNA, 996 nt
Organism: Trichobilharzia szidati
Lineage: Eukaryota; Metazoa; Platyhelminthes; Trematoda; Strigeidida; Schistosomatidae
Source: the annotation of a GenBank genome assembly
AUGGAUAAACUUGGACUAGACUAUUUAACCUGUCAAUUAAAUUUAGACAUGGAUUCUUCAUCCAGUAACUAUCAGUGCAAAACCCUUCUACCAAGUUACUUGAAUUCAGAUGGUUUCCAAGCAUCAUCAUUGUAUAUGAGACGAUGGAGAAGACGUCAGAACCGAAAGUUGGAGAUGAAUCAGCUCGAAGGUGGACAACAACUUCAGCAACAACAGUAUCCAUCGGAUGUCUCGGAUAACUGCGAAAGACAUAUGCUCACAAAAAUUCCAGUUACAGUUACAACUGACUCAGACACUUAUACCGAUGUCUGUACGCCAACAAAUUCCUCUUCCACAGUUGUCAGCAAUGUUAUGUCCCCAGGGAAUUAUAAGAAAAUACUAAUUGAUCGUUAUUUGCUGAGCCAAUCAAAAUCACAUUCUGCAACCAAUGGAAAUACUUCUCCAUUUGAUGAGAAGAUGGUUUCUCCCCCGUCAGAAAAGAAACAGUGUAAAGUUGAUAAUGGAAAUACAACGAAGAAUUCAUUUAGAGCAGACCUAAACUCUAUGGACGACAUAUCUGUUGAAUGUAAAAAGUCUAGUCAAGGUGUGUUAGAUACUACUGAAAUUGCAAAAAUUCAGUCUAUUUUUGAAUCUGCGCUACAUGAUACAACAAAAAGCCAGUUAACAGAGAAUGAGAAUACAAAUAAUCAGAAUUUUAUCCUGUCAGAUAAUAAUCCUACAAAUUGUAAAAAACAGUGCAAUGAAUCCAAUACGUUACUUCCUAAAUUCCAUUCACUACCAUCUGAAGACAAUAUUCAAAGGCAAUUAUCAAAUCAAAAUAGUCUCCUAGACAAUCUUAUUAUGCAAGUGAUUGACAGAAAUAUCAGUUCUAGAAUUUCAUCAGCUGGUAAACCGCAUCCCUUUAAUGUUCUAGAUUUAAUACACACAUUAUUGAUUAGACGGGGUUCCAUGAAUUCUGACCACCAACAACGAGCUGCUGCUGCUACUGCUGUCUAA